AUGCUCGGGGCAGCGGAGGACGUGCCCACCUACCCGUGGUGGGACGUGGACAGGCGGGAGUGGCUGAUGUGUGGCCAGUGCCCCCCAGGCACCUUCGUGCACCAGCCGUGCAGCCGGGACCACCCCACGACGUGCCGCCGGUGCCCGCCUCUCCACUACACGCAGUUCUGGAACUACCUGGAGCGCUGCCGGUACUGCAACGUGGUCUGCGGGGAGCACGAGGAGGAGGCGCGGCCCUGCUCUGUCCUCCACAACCGUGCCUGCCGCUGCCGCCCAGGCUUCUUCGAGUUUGCGGGCUUCUGCCUGGAGCACACGCCUUGCCCGCCGGGCUAUGGAGUGGCUGCCCUUGGCACCCCCACCCAGGACACACAGUGCCAACCAUGUCCCCCAGGCACCUUCUCCGCCAACAGCUCCAGCUCAGAGCAGUGCCAGCCCCACAGCAACUGCACAGCCCUGGGCCUGGGCCUGAACGUGCCGGGAACCCCCUUCCGUGACGCCAUGUGCACCAGCUGCACAGGACCCCCACUCAGCACUCCAGAGCCAGGGAGUACAGGGACCGAGGAGUGUGAACGUGCCCUCGUGGACUUCGUGGCCUUCCAGAACGUGUCCUUCCGGAGGCUCCUGCAGCUGCAGCAGGCCCUGUCAGGCCCGGGGGCUUGGGCUCCCCGCCGGCCCCAGGAGGACCGCCUGUCCUUGCAGCAGACGCUGCGGAGGCAGCUCACGAAGCUGCGCGAGGCCCGGCCAGGGGCGCUGGCGGCAGGGCUGCUGCAGGCCCUGCGCACGGCCGGGCUGCGGGGGGUGGCGCGCACCGUCCGCCAGCGCUUCUCCCUGGCCAGCUGA
Molecule: messenger RNA, 840 nt
Organism: Pipistrellus nathusii (Nathusius's pipistrelle)
Lineage: Eukaryota; Metazoa; Chordata; Mammalia; Chiroptera; Vespertilionidae
Source: the annotation of a GenBank genome assembly